AUGGCGAAUUACAACUCUUUCUCGUUGCUCUCGCUAGCCAUUGUCACCCUGCUUCUCGCCAGCCAAAACGCCGACGCACUAAUUCCCGUCAACCAAUUUUGCAAAACUGCAACUUACAAGAUUCUCUGCACUAGAAUGGUGCACGGUGCAACAAAUCUGCAAGAUGCAUCGGCCAGCGCCAUCAAGGUAGCAAUUCAUGUUGCAAACAAAAUUCGAGCCCUGACCCCUGUGGUUGUACAAGCAGCUUCCGAUCUCGACCCGACCAUGAAAAGCCAAAUCGUGGAUACAUGCAAAGAGAGUUUCGAGAAUACCAUCGAAGACCUGAAUCUCAGCCUUGAUUUGCUCCGACAAGGAGAUAUGGGCGGAGUCGGUACUCGUCUGAGCGCAGCUUUCGACAGCGAUUGCUUGGACGCAUUGAAAGAGCAAGGCGUGGCCGUCCCAUCUUUAGUCAGGAUUUAUUCAAGGUUCGAAAAAGUCAUGGACAACUCCCUGGCUGUGGCGUUUCAAUCUUGA
Coffea eugenioides is the source of this 513-nucleotide messenger RNA. RefSeq lists its product as uncharacterized. Gene Ontology annotation, molecular function: enzyme inhibitor activity. The transcript has a single exon. The coding region runs from base 1 to 513 and encodes 170 amino acids. The record is from RefSeq and is a predicted model, not a curated record. Lineage: Eukaryota; Viridiplantae; Streptophyta; Magnoliopsida; Gentianales; Rubiaceae.